CUUUCGUCCUCACCUCCGCUCCAUCCGCCAGCUACUCUCGCGUCCCAUUCCGGACCUCAAUUGCCCAGCAUGUUGCCCUGCUUCCGCAGCCGGGUCGCGACCCUCUCCUCCACCUUCACCCCCCGAUUCGCCGCCCGGGCCAGCUACUCGACCACCGUCCCUCGCCUCUCCGAGAACUUCAUCCCUGCCAACGACCCGACCCCGCCUACCGCUAAGCCGAAUGUCUCUGGCACCAAUGCUACUCCUGUGGAUGCCAUGGGCGGCUGGGAUGCUCCUCUGAGGGAGGAACCCGAGGCGGGCGAGCGCACCCGUCACCUCCAGGCUCCCAACCGGGCCACCACCUGGGCUGCCAGCCAGCAGCCCAAGGAGAAGGCCAUGGUUGGUCCUCGCUUCGAGCAGACGAUAAUGGAGUUGCAGCCCCAACCCUUGGCUGCCAUUGAGCUCAUCCACAGACAGCCCGUCCGCUGGACGAAAAAGCGCGUCGUCAGCUGUGACGGUGGUGGCGGUCCCCUGGGCCACCCCAAAGUCUUCAUCAACACCGACAAGCCCGAGAUUGCUACCUGCGGCUACUGCGGUCUUCCCUUCGCCCACGAGCAACACCGUGCCUACCUCAAGUCCCUCCCCGCCACCAGCUACCCUCUCGAGCCUACCGGUGACGCCGCCGAGGUGAACGAGAGCCAGCGUGUGACCGAGGGUGGAUUCGAGCAGCGGUAAAGAUUGAUUUUAUAGGCGUUGACGAUGUUUUGUUUUUAUCCUUUAGCCAUACGGCUGUUGUACAGAUGUACCAGGUCAAUGAAGUCGUUAGAUUGAAUAUUUGAAUUUCUAGGAUAUACUCUGAUAUAUCCACACGUA
Aspergillus neoniger CBS 115656 is the source of this 852-nucleotide messenger RNA. RefSeq names its product zinc-finger domain-containing protein. Lineage: Eukaryota; Fungi; Ascomycota; Eurotiomycetes; Eurotiales; Aspergillaceae. Gene Ontology annotation, biological process: mitochondrial electron transport, NADH to ubiquinone. Bases 70 to 714 code for a protein of 214 amino acids. The transcript has 3 exons. The record is from RefSeq and is a predicted model, not a curated record.